UUCAACUUUGAACACGCGUAGCUGUCAAAAUGCUUUUAUUCUGAAAAUAGUGAGCCGGAAGCUGUUGUAGCUUCCAUCAGCGUUGACUUGACGGAGUGACGAAGUGAAGACAGGCUGGGUCUUGUUACAGUUUGAAGUCUAAAAUUAGGGACGUACCCCAAACUGCUAAUGACGCAGGAGGACUAAAGUGGACACGGGUGUCUCCGUCUCUGCGUGUGAAUGGUGACAGGACCCCGGGACCAUGGGAACGUCCCCUACAACUUUGCUGUUGUCGAUGACAUGCGGUGUAUUUUUAGUUGUUGUUGUCAUUCUGUCGUAAGUGCGCGGCUGCGCCGUUCAGUAUAAAGGGACUCCUUGAAAAUGCAGCUGUACAACAGUGCGCUCACACACUACCCGAGGUCGUCGCGCAAACUUGCGAUAACUUUAUCCGCCGCUUCCGAGCGACUCACUGGGACAAGCUCGACUGCUCCCUCCGACGCCGACGAACCGGGAUUUACUGACCCAGACACAGACGCAACUUCAGCGGCCAACAGGGAUCCAGUGAGGGAGACGUCUUCUUCCGCAAACAUGCCUGCCUUUUCCUGCUACGAAGCUUCAUCCCUGAGGCCGAUUUACUUCACGUCCACUGCUGAGAUAUUGAUCCGCAGACCGGAUGGAUCGGAAAGGUCUGUGCCUGUCCAUGUCAUGCGGGAGUCAAAGACCAAAUCCGCCUCCACUAACUCUCAUAAUGGAGACAGCAUCAUGUGUGAUGACUGUGACAGUGACGUGAUUGUGGACUUGCUAGAUCAGCUGAGGAAUGGCACAGAGGAGAUUUUCCCUGACUGUUCAGAGCUGACAGGAAACCAGUUCUUCACCAGUAACAUUCGUGGACCCAGAAGAGAAGAGUUUAACGAAAGGGUGGAUGAUGAUGUGGUUUCAGUGACUAAUGUCAGGAGUAAUGGAUGGGCCUCAGUGCAUGAACCAGAGCCUGUCACGUGCUCAGCAGCUCAGCCUGGAGUUCUGGAGGAUCUGGAGGAUCUUCAGGACAUGAGCGAAGCUGCUCCAGCAUCGGAUGAGAAACGGGACUUUGAGCUCAGCGUCCUGCAGGACUCUCCUUCACAGGGAUCCAAAGAGAGGGGGGAGGUCAACGACAAAGUCACCAGGUACCUGGCGGAAGUGGAGAGGCAGAACAAGUACCUGCAGGAGAGGAGCAAGUACAGGUACCACAUCAUUCCAGACGGCAACUGUCUGUACAGAGCCGUGUGCAAGGCCACGUUUGGGGACCAGGCGAGACACGGCGAGCUAAGAGAGCAGACGGUGCACCACAUCGCCGACCACCUGGACGAGUUCAACCCCAUCAUUGAAGGGGACGUCGGAGAGUUCCUGAUCAGUGCGGCGCAGGACGGGGCCUGGGCCGGGUACCCCGAGCUGCUGGCCAUGAGUCAGAUGUUGAGCGUCAACGUCUACCUGACCACGGGGGGCAGCUUGGAGAGUCCAACCGUCUCCACCAUGGUGCACUACCUCGGGGAGGAGGACGCCUCCAAGCCUGCCGUGUGGCUGAGUUGGCUCAGCAACGGUCACUAUGACGUGCUCUUGGACAGGUGUCUCGCCAACCCCGAGUACGAGGACUGGUGCAGACACUCGCAGAUGCAGCGGAAAAGAGACGAGGAGCUGGCAAAGUCCAUGGCUGCCUCCUUGUCCAAAAUGUACAUUGAGCAGAACGGAUGUGUGUGAAAGACACGUUUGAUUCUUGCUUGGUUUCUAUGUCCAUUUUUUGUGUCCGAUGCCAAUAUCACAAUCUUGAAUUGAUACCAAUAUCAAUCUGAUGCAGUUUUUAUACUUCUUUGAAGCAACUUAGCUGGUUAUUAGACAUUUGUGCAGAUGCAUAAGCAGCUUUUCCCGUGUCCUUGUUACAUUACGGUGAUGGGUGACAUCUCUUUUUUACAGCAUGUUGCUUUUGCUUAAUGAAGUAUUUACGUCAUACGUAGGGUGCAGGUUCAUAUCAUAGGAUUUUUUUUAUAUAUCCAGUCCAGUGAUUUUUGGUGAUCAGUAUCGGUCCAAUACCGAUACUGAAUCCCGUAUCGGCUCAUCUCUGCCUUAUUAAAGAACGUGUAUGUUGUGUGAGAAAGGAAGUGCAGUGCACAUACUUUGGAUUUUGUCUGUGCCAACGUUGACAGAGUGGUGACAGCUCUUAUGAAAGUGUGUUUCUUGGUUGUGGGUGAAAUUCUGUUACUGUACAUGCAAGUGCUAUUGAGUCUGGAGUAUUUAUUUGCCUUUUUUGUGUGGGGGGCAGACCAGUGAUUUUUCUAUGCAUUUUAUGUCAACCUUUUCAAAUACAGAGUUGUUUUGCAUCUUUGUCACUAAUAGUUGAAUGUCUGUUUACUCUCGUUUGCACAAAGGUCCUAUCAGACUAGUCCAGAGAGUUUGAUUUUUUUCCAGGUCGAGGGUUGUUUUUGUGUUUUUCUAUUGUUACUUUUCUUUCUAGGAAUUUGACAAAUAUGGUGUUUUCAGAAUAAAGUUUUGAAGAAUCUUGA
Molecule: messenger RNA, 2513 nt
Organism: Solea solea (common sole)
Lineage: Eukaryota; Metazoa; Chordata; Actinopteri; Pleuronectiformes; Soleidae
Product: OTU domain-containing protein 1
Exons: 1
Coding region: 361-1713 (450 amino acids)
Biological process (GO): protein deubiquitination
Molecular function (GO): cysteine-type deubiquitinase activity
Source: RefSeq, a predicted model, not a curated record